AGAAGUGGAAGGAACAAUUCAUUCUCCCGUUUCUCACGAUUUCCUAGUAUUCGCAACCACAACACAGCCGAAGAAGGAAAACAAUGGCGUCGAACGCGGCGGUGCCGUUCUGGCGUGCAGCCGGCAUGACUUACAUCACCUACUCCAACAUAUGCGCCAACCUCGUGAGGAACUGCUUGAAGGGACCUUACAAGACUGAAGCCCUUACUCGUGAGAAAGUCCAUUUCUCCAUCUCCAAGUGGACCGAUGGCAAGCCUGAAAAGCCCACUCUCCGCUCUGAUUCGCCUGAAGAAUGAGUUGCAAGUUCGGCCAUCGAAGUGUCCGAGACAGGAAGGAUUUUAAUCUAUUUUUUUGUAAUUUUUCAGUAAUGUCUGAAACAUUAGAACAGGUUUCAGGCUUUGAGAUGAUGCUGAACGUCAUAAUAAUAAUGCAUUUUGGGAGACACUUCGUGGGUUA
Molecule: messenger RNA, 456 nt
Organism: Hibiscus syriacus
Lineage: Eukaryota; Viridiplantae; Streptophyta; Magnoliopsida; Malvales; Malvaceae
Product: ATP synthase subunit epsilon, mitochondrial-like
Exons: 2
Coding region: 84-296 (70 amino acids)
Biological process (GO): proton motive force-driven mitochondrial ATP synthesis
Cellular component (GO): mitochondrial inner membrane
Molecular function (GO): proton-transporting ATP synthase activity, rotational mechanism
Source: RefSeq, a predicted model, not a curated record